GGGGCAGUUUGCGGGGGGGCGCGCGAGCGUUAAGGGCGAGCGGCGUGCCUGAGCCCGUCAAGGAGUUUCUUAUCAAAAGUGUGGGUUUUAGCUGGGUUGGUGCAGCUUGUGCUGCAGCACGCUAACAAAACGCAGAGCCUGCUUUCCUUAGGCAGUUCUUGUGCCCGUUUCUUUGCGUAGGUUCACAAAGAGGUGGCGAAAUCUGAGUGCUGUAGUUGGCUGUCGUCUCCAUAGGCUCUCAGUGUAGGCUGAGACUGCAAAUUAUGCCAUUAGGCACUGCUUUCCAGAACAUUCCGCUGAAUUUUUCUGCUGAUCUUUCUGUGGAUUUUUGGUGGCUUUCUUUUUUUAAUUUUUUACAUUAUUCUCAUUUUUACAGAGAGUGCCUUGGUGAUACCAUAGUGUUCCUGUGUAGUGUUUCACCAUUUCUUGGCUCACAUUUUCCAGUCUUGUGUUCCUUUUGCCAGGGAUGCUAAGGAUGUCUUUUGUCCACUGUCUUUGCAUCCCAGAAAUGUCUACUGAGGGAAAUGUCUUUUCCCUUUUACCCAGACUAACCCUGCAAGGCAAUUUACCAACAGGCUUCAGUCAUCGCACUGAUUCUGAUAGGAAAAAGCCAGAUAACGUGACUCUGUAUAUUUAUUUCUCCUUUAUCUCUUCUUUUUAUUCCUUCUGUUACUGACAGAUCGCUCAGCUGGGGACUUGUCUCCUGGCCAGUGCUUUAAAAUACAUGGCUGGAUCACAUAAAAAUACUUUUCUAAGCUUGAUAGGGUAAGAGGAGGGGAACCACGGUGCAGAAGGAGCACAUUCACUCCGACUAUGAUCAUCUUCAGCCUUUUUGAAAAAUGUUGGUUGCAUCACUUUGUAGUGGGUGCUUCCGAGACAUAAGCCUGAAGCAGAUUUUGAAUUAUGCAUGUGGAAUGCCUGCAUGAAGGCUGGUUCAGGAGGUUGGUGUUUCCAAAGCAUUGGUGAACAUAAUCAUGCUGUUACUUCAAGGGCUGCCUGAAAAGGGGUCUCCAAGGGGUCUCCUGAUUUUUGCACUGGCAGCAUAACUUUUUUUUGUUUUUUUUUUUUUUAAUUCUACUAGGCUGCUCAAAAACAUAUUAUGAGACUUUUGUUGCCUACUGUCUGUUGAUGCUUGCUAAAAUGCUUUUUACUUCCUUAGUGUGUGCUAUGUAGCUGCUGAGCAACAAAGCUCAGCAUGUGUGUUACUUGGUGGUGGGACUGGUAUGUUCACUUUGCCUUGUGUGGAAAGGAGGAUGGCUUAAUUAGAUCCAGCUGAUGUCCUUGGGCUUAAAUGGGAAAGGUUAUUUGGAAAGCUACGUGUUAUUAUGAUCCCCAUAAGUAACUGGGGAGGUGGCUCAUUUCAACACAUCUGACUGUCAGGUUGUUGGGUCACUUCAGAGCACUGAGAAGGGAUGAGCAGCUCACAUGAAUAACAAAAGAAACCAUGCUGGGGAGACAUUGUCCUAUGGAAGCUAACAACUAAGGGUUUGAUUCUGUUCCCACUGAUCUUGGAUGAAAGAUUUCUGAUGGAUUUGUUGGCUAUUGGCAAGCCUUAUGGCCUCUCAUUAUGCAGAAAUCUUGCUAAAAGCCAAUAUGGAUGAAUUUAUCAGAUGCAGUAAAUAUUUUAUAAAUGGCGUGUAUCCCCAGAGUGCAGUGGAAAGAGAUUAUGAUGUAUUUUUACUUGCAUGCUUUUUGGCAGAACAGUGUGAUCAUACAUAAAUGAUUAGCUACUGUAACUCGGAUAAGAGAAAGUGCAUCCUGCCAGAAAAGCAAACAUCAAAACUCUCCUGGGCCACGCAGAAUUAGGGUGCCUCGUGUGUAUUUUAUUUGCUGUUUCAUUCCACAGAAAAGGAGUAGCUUUGAAUAUGGAAGCUUGUGUCUGGGACUUCAGAAACUCAAAGAACUAGCUCAGUCAAUCAAAAAAAAAAAGCAUAUUCGCAUUUUUCAUAUUCACACAGUGCCUUCUGCUUGCUGGCUUCGCGCUUCAGGUAUCUUUUACAUGUUAAAAAAUGUGCUCAUUCUAUCACAGUGAGGGAACUCCUUUGUCUGUCCCACUGUGUCCAAGUGCCUUCACAGUGGCAGUUGAUGUCUUUAGAACUGUCACCAAACUGAUAGCAAAAAUUUCUUGAAAAUACCAUGCUGUAGUAUUACUAAAGCUUUGGAGCAAGGGCAUCAAGAUCUUCAUCUGAUGGUCUCUGUUCUGUCCCAUCUAUUUCCUGGGGGCAGGAAUGCCAUCAUGAAGAGAGGCUGCAGAGGAAGGAGUACUGUGAUCUCCAUCCACACAGUGCUUCCUCUCACCAUAUGCAUCCUAACCCUGACCUUAACCCAUGCGUUGUAACCUGUGGCCUUCUUUGGGCCCACAGCCCCAUAGUGACCCCACAAAAUGGCUGCUGUGCUCUGCUCCAUCACUGCACAGAGAGACCAACAGAGCAGCUCCUCUCUGGCUUUCAGAAGAGGGUAGAAGGACACACUGGGGGUAUGAGUGGUUAGUGGUGCAAUGGAAGCUGAGGGCUGUACCUGAGAGUAUAUCGGUAAUAUUACAGUACUAAACUUAUUCUGGUACCUAAUAUUAAUGAGUUGUUUGGUAGUCUAUGUGCUAUUGUGUCAAUGCUGAGCAGUAAGAAAUGGCCUUGGGCUUGAUGGCUAUGUCCUUUGUGGCACCUGUAAGGUGACUGAGCACCCACAGACAGCAAGGCAAGGAGGUGGGUCAGAUGUGCAGGCUCUGCAGUCAGAGGUCAGGGUUUGACUUCAGAGUAUAUGGCAGCAUGGCUUCCUGACCGCACAAGUCAGCCACAGUGGCAGACUGACCCCUUUCCAGGAGUUACACUAGGGAGGGACAAGCUAAGCCAUGAGCUUAGUUCUCUGAACUCAUUACACUCUUAUGGGGAGAACGUGUGUGCAGAUAGCAUCUGUAUACCAGUGUAUGCAUACAGUGCCUCUUGGCAAAUUAAUCUGGCAGUACUUCUUUCCUUACGAGCUUUCGUUACCAUACCAGUCACAUCAGGGAACCAAAUACCUGGGCAGUCUGUAUGUGUGUUUAUCCCCCAUGUGCUAGGUAGGUCUGCUGAAAUGCAAAUCACUGCCUCAUCCCAGCAGAAAGGCCUUUCCUCUGGAGAGAGACCAUGUGACUUCAGAUGUGCAGACGAUAACUUCAGCCCAUCCCUUUCUCUGCCUGAGAUACAGGAGGCACGGUGACUAGACAAAUCUCCAAUAGCAUGCAAGCAGCACAGCUGGAGGGCUGCAGCCAAGAACUUCCGCAUCAUGAUGAAUAUGGCAUUUACCCUUGACUGCUUCUGAGGAGUGAGGCUCAAGAAAUUUCCUCUCGGGAGGCUGUAUCAGUAGGUGGAGAGUAAGUGCUUUGUGAGCUCCAGAGCCCCAGGGAGGAUUGGAGUGCUGGUUCUGCAGAGCUGCACCCCUCAUUAUGCAGUUCUAGUUCCAAAAAGGGACUGCUUCUGCUUCAAAAGGAAGCUUCUAAACGUAACUCUUGUGGAAAAAAAGCAGGUCUUCAAAGUGAAUGAGAGAAGGAUCAGUGCUUUUGCCCUGAGAAAAAUCGGUGUGCUUCAAGCUGUCAAGUUUGACCUGGACUGGAUCAGUUAUCCAAACUUCUGAAUACAGUUUCACUUCAGAGGGAAAAAAAGCAUAGUCCAUCGUGAGGAAGAAAACCCCUCAAGUCCUUUACUGAAAUAAAUACUGACUUGGAUGAUGAUAGACCUAGCUCAAGUGUGGGAUACCCAUGCGUUGUGGGAUGCUGAAAAUUGGUGGUGUGAGGAGCACAGGAGCCUUCCUUGUGGCUGGAGGAAGAGCACGGCAGACGCAUAUAACGCCAACGGCUGAGAGAGACAUGCUUCCUUCCAGCAGUGAUUAAAACCAGAAAUGGAAUGCACUGUUAGCACCAUGGGGUGCAGCUCUUCUGCAGAUUACAGUAAACACAAAUAUAAUGAAACAGCCAUAAAAGCUACUGCGUUAAUCCAGAGGUGGUACCGCUGUAAAAGAGCCCAGCUAGAGAUCCGCCGCCGCUAUUCUCUCACUAUCUUUGAGUCAAUCGAAUAUGCUGAUGAGCAAGAGCAAACACAGCUGUCCAACUUUUUCACAUUCAUGCUGGAGCACUGUGUUCAUCGUGGUGAAGUUGCUCGCACUUCUACCAGCUCCCAUGUUUCUCCUGGUGCAGAUUCAUAUGUAAUUGAGUAUGAAAAGAUUGAUGUUCCAGACUCCUAUCGUGGACCACGACUCUCAUUUCCCCUUAAUAUUGCACAUGCUAAGGCUCUUCUUAAUGCUCUCAAGAAUCAACAGCUGCUUCAUCCCCGCUAUGUACUGCAGCUGUUACGUGAGACCAGGAGACUUCUCAAGGAGAAGCCAAAUAUCACCCAUGUUUCAGUUUCCUACUUCAAGGAGAUAACCAUCUGUGGAGAUUUACAUGGGAAUCUGGAUGAUCUUUUACUGGUAUUCCACAAGAAUGGUCUGCCUUCAGAAAACAACCCUUAUGUCUUUAAUGGCGAUUUUGUUGACAGAGGAAAAAAUUCUAUGGAAAUACUUAUAAUCCUAUUUGUGUUUCUUCUUAUCUACCCAAAUGAUUUUCACUUGAACAGAGGAAACCAUGAAGACUUCAUCUUAAAUAUGAAAUAUGGCUUCACUAAAGAAGUUUUGAAGAAGUAUAAGGUCCAUGGCAUGACAAUUCUGUAUCAUCUGCGAGAAAUUUUCAGCUGGCUUCCGCUUGCCACUGUAGUUAAUAACAAAGUGCUUAUUGUACAUGGAGGAAUUUCAGACACCACUGAUUUGGAUUUGCUGAAGUUACUUGAGAGAAAUAAGCUGAAAACAUUGAUGAAGCUACCGAAGUUAGAGACAGACAGAAAGAAGCAAGUGAAAAUACAAGGCAUCUCACUGGACUACGCUGAGCUUUUCCGAUGGAGUUCACAGCCAGAGCUCACUGAGGAGGAACGGAAACAAGUCCUGGACAUUCUCUGGAGUGAUCCAAAAAAACAACAUGGCUGUACUCUGAACAAACGUCGAGGAGGAGGUUGUUGCUUUGGCCCUGACACUACAGACCAGCUGCUUAAAAAGCAUAAUCUGAAGAUGCUGAUCAGGUCUCAUGAAUUUAAGCCAGACGGCUACGACCUCGCUCAUGAUGGGAAGGUUAUCACUAUAUUUUCUGCUUCUAACUAUUAUGAAGAGGGGAGCAACCGAGGAGCAUACAUCCGAAUGAAUCCUGAUCUGGUUCCUCAUUUUAUACAGUACCAAGUCUGCGUGAGCACAGACAAGCGGAAAAACUGGGAGAGGGUGAAAACAAUUGAACAGUCUGCUUUACAAACCUUACAAAAGAGGAUUUUUAUUCACAAGCAAAAACUCAUGGACACAUUUGCAAAGUAUGACUGCAACAGCGCAGGUAUCACCAUCUCUCUGUCCACUCAUCACCACAGAGAAAACAACUUUUGCACGUUCAUGAUGGCAGAAGGGUUCUGCCUGCUUUUGUGUAAGGCUGGAGGAAGGCAGAGCCUGGUCGGUCGUGUGUUCUCUCUGACCAGUGCAGAUGUUUGUUAGUGGGCACUGAGCCCUAGAGAACAACCUAGGGAGCUUUAAGUAGGAGGAACAACAGAACUGAAACAUGAGCAAAUAAAGAAACAGUGUUUGCUGCCAGGCAAAGUUUGAGCUGGCAAAUAUGGCUCCAGAAGCUCACCAGGGGCAUCUUCAGGUGUCAGCCAGGGAACUGGGGCCUCAGAGAAAACUAGUCUUCUAAGCCUGGGAGUUAUUUCAGUGAAGCUGAGCAGCUAGUCCACUAGAAGGGAAUCCUCAUCCAUCCGCUGAAGAAAGUUCAGCGAUAGAUACACGAACCUUUUAUCUAGGAAGAGGUCAUUGUUGACUUGUAACAAAAAUACAAGGUCUAGCAAAAAUACUUUUCCUCCUGACAGCUUCUCACCUGACUAGUUGGUCAUUUGUGCCCAUAGGGUGGUGGUACUGUUCCUCUGGCUGCUGAACAACUGAAGAAGAUAUUUCUGGCGUGUUGGCUUUUCAGUCAUAUAUGUCUAUCUUUAUUGCUGCAACUCAGCUCACAUCUGAAGUACUCUUCAUAGCAUAAUUCUUCUCUAAAUUAAAGCAUACUGAUAGUCAUAAUAGAAUCACAAAAUUGUUGCAGUGGGAGGGGACCUCUGGAAAUGCCUCAUCUGACCUCACUGUUUUUAUUAACUUGUUUAGGAAAAAACAUUUAUGUUUUGUGAGUGUUGUAAAACAAUGUCAGAAGGCAUGCUGGGGUUGCCGGGUCUCAUCUGAGCUGUGUCACACACUGCUUAUAACCAUGAACUGACCCCUCCCAGCAGGCAGGAUUUCUGUCAGUGACUGGGCAGCAGUGAUGGAGUCAGUUUUACAACUCAAACUGCCCUGGAGGACACUGAAGUCUCGAUUA
Molecule: messenger RNA, 6394 nt
Organism: Phasianus colchicus (ring-necked pheasant)
Lineage: Eukaryota; Metazoa; Chordata; Aves; Galliformes; Phasianidae
Source: RefSeq, a predicted model, not a curated record